GGUUAAGUAUGUGUGGUUAUAGAGUUUCCCCAUGCACAUUCUUCCACAUUAUAAACACCCCUUGCAAAACGUCCAACUUCUCCUCACUCCCAUCUUCUUCCUUCCUUAAAUCCCAAGAUAAACAUCUCUCACACAGAAGAAAAACAAGAGAGAAGGUGAUAUCCUGUAAAGUUGUAAUCUCCAAGUUUUGAAGAUUAUCUCUCAAGGAAAUCCAUAUUGGAAGAGAACCUUUAAGUUUGAAACAGAGAAGGGGAAAUCCGGUCACAUUAGCAAUGGCUAAAAGUCAAUUAGAAGUGCUGAGUGCACUUGAUUUGGCCAAAACACAAUUGUACCAUUUCACAGCAAUUGUGAUUGCUGGAAUGGGUUUCUUCACAGAUGCAUAUGAUCUUUUCUGCAUCUCUCUCGUCACCAAAUUGCUCGGUCGGAUUUACUACACAGUUGGUGACAAGCCUGGUUCUUUACCACCAAAUGUUGCUGCAGCUGUUAAUGGUGUGGCUCUUGUUGGUACUCUAGUAGGUCAGCUAUUUUUCGGUUGGCUUGGUGACAAGAUGGGUCGUAAAAGAGUUUACGGUAUGACUCUAAUGAUCAUGGUCAUCUUCUCAAUCUGUUCUGGUUUGUCAUUUGGUCACGACCCGAAAUUUGUCAUUGCCACUCUUUGUUUCUGUCGAUUCUGGCUUGGUUUUGGAAUUGGUGGUGACUACCCACUUUCGGCAACAAUUAUGUCUGAGUAUGCUAACAAGAAAACCCGUGGAGCUUUCAUUGCUGCUGUUUUCGCUAUGCAAGGUUUCGGAAUUCUAGCAGGUGGAAUGGUGGCAAUUAUAAUAUCUUCUUCUUUUAAAGCCAGGUUCAGUUCACCAGAUUUUGUAACAGUUGGAGCUGCUUCAACGGUGCCACAAGCUGAUUAUGUGUGGAGAAUUAUAUUGAUGUUUGGUGCAAUUCCUGCUGCCAUGACAUAUUAUUGGCGUAUGAAAAUGCCUGAAACUGCACGUUACACCGCCCUUGUAGCCAAGAAUGCAAAACAAGCUGCUGCUGAUAUGUCUAGAGUUUUACAAGUUGAAAUCCAUGAAGAGCAGGAGAAGGUUGAGAAAAUAACAAUGGAGGAAAAGAAUUCAUUUGGAUUGUUUUCUAAAAAGUUCCUUCACCGACACGGGCUUCAUUUACUUGGAACUACUAGUACUUGGUUUUUACUUGACAUAGCCUUUUACAGUCAGAAUUUGUUUCAGAAGGACAUCUUCAGUGCAGUGGGAUGGAUUCCACCAGCAGCAACUAUGAAUGCAAUUGAAGAAGUUUACAGAAUUGCUCGAGCUCAGACAUUAAUCGCUCUUUGCAGUACCGUUCCUGGUUAUUGGUUCACUGUUGCAUUCAUCGACCGAGUUGGAAGAUUCAAAAUUCAGCUGAUGGGUUUCUUGUUCAUGACAAUCUUCAUGUUUGGAUUAGCUUUCCCUUACCAUCACUGGACAUUGAAGGAGAACAGAAUUGGGUUCAUCAUCAUGUACGCACUAACAUUUUUCUUCGCAAACUUUGGACCAAACAGCACAACUUUCGUCGUGCCAGCUGAGAUCUUUCCGGCUAGAUUGCGUUCCACAUGUCACGGUAUAUCUGCAGCUGCAGGGAAAGCUGGUGCUAUAGUGGGUGCAUUCGGGUUCUUGUAUGCCGCACAAAGCCAAGACAAAACCAAGACUGACCACGGGUACCCUCCUGGUAUUGGUGUUAAGAAUUCAUUGAUCAUGCUUGGUUGUAUCAAUCUUGCUGGUGCAUUGAUGACAUUUUUAGUGCCAGAAUCUAACGGAAAAUCGUUGGAAGAAAUGUCAGGCGAAAAUGAAGAAGAUGAUGCAGUGCCAUCCUCAGACAGCAGGACAGUUCCUGUGUAGUGAUGUUUAUCUUAUCUUGAGAGAGUUUUCACUUUUCAGUUUGUAUGGAGUGUGUUUUUAGUAAGUAGUGUCACUCAGUAUAUGUUGCAUAAAUAUGUUUCCUUUUUUUGAAGCAGAUUUGAAAUAACAUUUCACCCUUCAAUUCAGCUUUUCCUGGCUA
Messenger RNA from Papaver somniferum (opium poppy), 2031 nucleotides. Its product is annotated as inorganic phosphate transporter 1-4-like. The record is from RefSeq and is a predicted model, not a curated record. Gene Ontology annotation, cellular component: membrane. NCBI's taxonomy places the organism in Eukaryota, Viridiplantae, Streptophyta, Magnoliopsida, Ranunculales, Papaveraceae. The transcript has 2 exons. Gene Ontology annotation, molecular function: phosphate transmembrane transporter activity. The coding region runs from base 273 to 1871 and encodes 532 amino acids. Gene Ontology annotation, biological process: phosphate ion transport; transmembrane transport.